This is a messenger RNA of Melanotaenia boesemani (Boeseman's rainbowfish), 5983 nucleotides long. It is a transcript of the gene stag2b, whose product is annotated as stromal antigen 2b. The transcript is spliced from 34 exons. Gene Ontology annotation, biological process: sister chromatid cohesion. Gene Ontology annotation, cellular component: nucleus; chromatin; cohesin complex. The coding region runs from base 248 to 4069 and encodes 1273 amino acids. Lineage: Eukaryota; Metazoa; Chordata; Actinopteri; Atheriniformes; Melanotaeniidae. The record is from RefSeq and is a predicted model, not a curated record. Gene Ontology annotation, molecular function: chromatin binding.
ACAACAAACCGAACUACGGAGCAAGCGGGGUGAGAGAACGUCCGAAACCGCCUCUGACCGCGACUUUUAAACUCUUUUUACAGAAUUGUAACGGGAUUUAGACGGUGGUUACAUAAGAAUAGUAAAAGUUAAGAUUGUGUCGGGACUACAUUUUACAGUAAGGUCACAUGCAACCUCCCCUGUCUUGUAUUUACUGAGAAUCUCAAGUCAGUUGUAAGUUGAAGUUUGUCCAGAAGAUGUUACAGAAAUGAUAGCAGCACCAGAAAUACCUUCAGAAUUUUCCUACCCUCAGGAUACAGACACCAGAUUCUCCUCAGAUACAGACUUCUCUGAGGACCCUGAUGGAAGGAGUGCGAAUUCAGCUAAAGGAAAGGGGGGAAAGAAGGGGAAGAAAGCAGCAGGUGAGAAGGGCAAAGGAGGGAAGGGUGCAGGCCGGAUAAAUGGCCACCACCAAGAGAAUGGCAUGGAAAACAUGAUGCUGUUUGAGGUUGUGAAGCUGGGCAGGAGUGCAAUGCAGUCUGUUGUUGAUGAUUGGAUUGAGUCCUACAAACACGAUAGGGAUGCUGCGCUACUAGAUCUCAUCAAUUUCUUCAUUCAGUGCUCAGGAUGCAAAGGUGUGGUCAGUGGAGAAAUGUUUCGCAACAUGCAGAACUCUGAGAUCAUUAGGCGAAUGACAGAGGAAUUUGAUGAGGACAGUGGAGACUACCCUCUAACCAUAGCUGGACCCCAGUGGAAGAAGUUUAAAUCAAGCUUUUGUGAAUUCAUUUCAGUGCUAGUGCGCCAGUGUCAAUACAGUAUCAUCUAUGAUGAGUACAUGAUGGACACAGUCAUCUCCCUACUUACUGGACUAUCAGAUUCCCAAGUCCGAGCCUUUAGACACACCUCAACACUGGCAGCCAUGAAGUUGAUGACAGCCCUGGUGAAUGUAGCUCUAAACUUGAGCAUUAACAUGGAUAACACCCAGCGCCAGUAUGAAGCUGAGAGGAAUAAGAUGGUUGCUAAGAGGGCAAAUGACAGGCUGGAGCUGCUCCUGCAAAAACGCAAAGAGCUCCAAGAAAAUCAGGAUGAGAUUGAAAACAUGAUGAAUGCCAUAUUCAAAGGAGUGUUUGUUCACCGAUAUCGAGAUUCGAUAGCAGAAAUCAGGGCAAUCUGCAUAGAGGAGAUUGGAGUGUGGAUGAAGCUCUACAGUGAUGCCUUCCUCAAUGACAGCUAUCUGAAAUAUGUGGGAUGGACAAUGCAUGACAAGCAAGGCGAGGUACGUCUGAAGUGUCUGACAGCUCUGCAGGGCCUGUACUACAACAGAGAGCUCAAUGCAAGACUGGAACUCUUCACCAGCCGCUUUAAGGACCGUAUUGUUUCCAUGACUCUUGACAAAGAGUAUGAUGUUGCAGUACAAGCUAUCAAACUGCUCACUUUAGUCUUGAAUAGCACGGAUGAAGUUUUAACCCCCGAGGACUGCGAGAGUGUCUAUCACCUGGUCUACUCGGCGCACAGACCGGUCGCAGUUGCAGCUGGCGAGUUUCUCUAUAAAAAAUUAUUUAGCCAACGAGAACCAGAGGAGGAAGGUGCCCCAAAAAGAAGAGGCAGACAAAGCCCCAAUGCCAACCUUAUUAAGACCACUGUCUUUUUCUUCCUUGAGAGCGAGCUCCAUGAGCAUGCAGCUUACCUUGUGGACUCCCUCUGGGAAUGUGGAGCAGAGCUACUAAAAGACUGGGAGUGUAUGAUCAGCUUACUGCUAGAUGACCCGUUGCCAGGAGAAGAACCUCUUACAGACAGGCAAGAGACGGCUUUGAUUGAAAUCAUGCUGUGCACUGUACGCCAGGCGGCUGAAUGCCACCCACCUGUUGGAAGAGGAACAGGAAAGAGGGUCAUGACGGCAAAGGAGAAGAAAACUCAGCUAGAUGACAGAACUAGAAUGACAGAGCUGUUUGCUGUGGCUCUGCCCCCUCUGCUGGCCAAGUAUGCUGUUGAUGCAGAGAAAGUGACCAACUUGUUACAGCUGCCUCAGUUCUUUGACUUGGAAAUUUAUACCACAGGACGUCUGGAGAAGCACCUGGAUGCCCUGCUGCGUCAGAUCAGAGAAAUUGUGGAAAAGCACACAGACACUGAAGUUUUAGAGUCCUGUUCUAAGACUUACCAUGCCCUCUGCAAUGAGGAGUUCACAAUCUUUAACAGGGUAGAUAUAGCCCGCUCUCAGCUCCUAGAUGAGCUUGUGGACAAAUUCACAAGGUUACUGGAGGAUUUUCUACAAGAGGGUGAAGAUGCUGAUGAGGAUGAUGCUUAUCAGGUUUUGUCGACUUUAAAGAGGAUCACAGCAUUUCAUAAUGCACAUGAUCUGUCAGGAUGGGACCUCUUUACCAGCAACUUUAAGCUGCUCAACACGGGCAUUGAGAACGGAGAUAUGCCGGAGCAGAUAGUCAUCCAUUCACUGCAGUGCACUCACUAUGUGAUCCUGUGGCAGCUGGCCAAGUUAUCUGAGGGCAGUUCCAGAAAGGAUGAUCUGGUGACCCUGAGGAAGCAGAUGAGGGCAUUCUGUAUGAUGUGUCAGCGCUACCUCACCAAUGUCAACACAGCCGUCAAAGAGCAGGCAUUCACCAUCCUGUGUGAUCUACUGCUCAUAUUCAGCCACCAGAUGGUGUCCGGAGGCAGGGAACACCUGGAGCCUUUGGUUUACUCCCCAGAGGACUCUUUACAGUCAGAACUGCUCUCAUUCAUCCUAAACCAUGUCUUCAUAGACCAGGAUGAUGAAACAAAUAGCACAGAUGGUCAACAGGAUGAUGAGGCAGUAAAGAUUGAAGCUCUGCACAAGAGGAGAAACCUCCUUGCUGCGUACUGCAAACUCAUCAUCUACUGUGUGGUAGAAAUGAGAACUGGAGCUGACAUCUUCAAACAGUACAUGAGGUAUUACAAUGAUUACGGUGACAUCAUCAAGGAGACCAUGAGCAAGACUCGGCAAAUUGACAAAAUUCAAUGUGCCAAGACACUCAUUCUCAGCCUGCAGCAGCUGUUUAAUGAAAUGCUGUCUGAACUGGGUCACGGGUUUGAUCGCUCCUCGUCUUCAUUCUGUGGAAUCAAAGAGUUGGCCCGUCGUUUUUCCCUAACCUUCGGUCUCGACCAAGUAAAAACCAGAGAUGCGAUUGCCAUGCUGCACAAGGAUGGUAUCGAAUUUGCAUUUAAGGAUCCUAGUCCUCAAGGAGAAGGAGGCCCUCCCCUCAACCUUGCUUUCUUGGACAUUCUCAGCGAGUUCUCCUCUAAACUUAUGAGACAAGACAAGAGGACUGUCCACAUGUACCUGGAGCGUUUCAUGACAUUCCAGAUGGCACUGCAGCGAGAGGACUGCUGGCUUCCACUGAUCUCCUACAGGAAUUCCCUGCAGGCUGGUGGUGACGAUGACACUAUGUCUGUGAUGAGUGGCUUCUCCAGCAGGGGUUCUUCCAUUCGCUCCAAGAAGACAAAGCCUCCUGCAGCUACAGCUGGAACUUCAGCAGCAAAGAGGAAACUGCCAGAAGAGGAGAGCAGCAGCGGUGAGGUGUGGCAGCAAAGCAUGCAGACCCCAGUCAUGUUGCCUUCCCCCCAUCUCACUUCCACUGCCAUGCGAGACCCUAAAAGGACUCGCGAUGACAGCUACAUGGGGGUCUACCCCCUCGCUCAUGAGCAGCAGCAGCCCCACCAACACCCACAGCACCAUCAACAGACGCCUCAGCAUCACCAGACACCCAUGGAUUACAAUUCCCAGGUGACGUGGAUGCUGGCGCAGAGGCAGCAAGAAGAGGUACGCCAGCAACAAGAAAGAGCCAUGAACUAUGCCAAGCUCAGGACCAAUCUGCAGCAUGCUAUCAGUCGUCGCGGCACUGGGCUUAUGGAGGACGAUGAAGAGCCAAUCGUGGAGGAUGUGAUGAUGUCAUCUGAGGGUCGCAUGGAUGACCUCAAUGAAGGCAUGGACUUUGACACCAUGGAUAUUGAUCUGCCACCCUCUAAGAACCGCCGCGAGAGAUCUGAGCUCAAGCCAGACUACUUUGACCCUGCUUCUAUCAUGGAUGAAUCUGUCCUUGGGGUGUCCAUGUUUUAAGCUAAUAUCCAGAUGAUUUUGACGCUGGGAUAAAAGAAGAGGCGCUUUGUAUUUAAAGAGAAUUUUAGAAGCGAAAACAGAAGUGUUUCUGUAAGAAAAAGCAAAAAAAAAAAACAACAAAAAAAAAAAACCUUAUUUUGACUUGUACUCCACGUGGACCAAUGACAACCCACUCAGUGUUGCUUGCUCAGAGAGGACUUUGUUUCAAAAAUGUACUUUUAUAAUCUUGGGUAAGCUCUUCCUGUUCAGACAAAGUGCAACAGGCCACUUCCAAAACCUAUUAGAAACGAGACGUCUGAAGAAAAAUCAAUAGCUUUUUCUUUUUCUUCCCUUUUUUUUUUCCUUUUUUUUUAUGGGGACGACUUGGUGUGUUUAACUUAAGAAACCUUUUUUAUGUCUAACCCUUUUUACAAUUGUAGUAAGUUACCAGGUGUGAAGUAGUAAUUUAUAAACGAACUGUAGUAGCUUGCUUGUACUGUGUUAGCCAAGUGGAUGGAGGUCUUUCUUUUUUUUUUUUUUUUGUUUUGUUAUUUUUUUUCUCCCCCUCAUAUUGUUCUUUUUUGUCUCCCUCUUAUAUCUUCAGUUUCUUCUCCCUGUUAUUCUGUUGUUGGGCCUAGGUUCAGGUCCUGAUAACCACUGGUGGUUAAGAUUUUGAGAUGUCAUGUAGAAUCUGUCUAGAACCCUUUAUGCUGUGAAGUUUCUACAAGUCUGCUUUUUGUUCCACUCUUAUUAAUCAGUAAGUCUCUGAGCUACACCCCCUUCCCCCCGGAGCACUCCUUAACCAUCUACUAGAAGAUUAUGUCUCCCUAAGAAAUGAGCAGUUUUUUUUCAGCAGUGCUCUGGAAGAUCGGUCAAAGAAACGCCACCAUUUAGUUCCUCUUAAAUUCCUGCAGCGUAAUGUUAAAAUGGGUAUCUACAUUUUAAAUAAAAGUUAUAUAUAAAUUGGUGCUGAUUUUAUAUAUGUGCUUUUGGUUUUCUUAUUUUCAAUCUUCAGUCACAAAGUUUGAGAAAUGUGUAAGUAAAACCUAAAAAAAUUAAAGCAUGGGCAGUCAUGCAUCAAGGAAGAUUUUUAAAUUUAUAUUUUUAUGGUUUUUUGUUUUUUUUCUUUUUGUUUUUUUUUUUGGGUUUGUUUUUUUCUUUAUUUUUGUCUUUUUGUCUUGAUAAUGUCUUUGAAUUUCUACCUUUUUUCCUACAUGUAAAUUAGUUUGGAUAAAACUAAUGAAAAGACUUGUGAAAUUCAGCUUUAAGGUUUUUUCUCAACGUGUAAAGUCCUGUCACACACACACACAAAAAACUUAUAGAUUUCAAAUGUUAAAACUUUAAGGUAGUCAUUCAGACAGUACUGAAGAUGAAAGUUAUUCAGCAGCGCUGUGGCAGCUAGACAAAGCUUAGAUUUUGACAUAUUUGUCACACACAAGUUUUAAUGAAAUGUUUUGUCUACUGAGGUCUUUCUUUUGUAGUCAUUCCAUGCUUAAGCCUUAAACAUGCUUGUGGAGGUCACCUUUUCUCACAGUAAUCUUCCAUGUCAGAGGUGGAUAAUUGGCUUCUUAGAACAUGAAAUAUGAGGUGGUCAGAUGUAAUGUGAUAAAGUAGAUAAAACAAGCCUAUAUGUGUUUUGCCUAAUUAUUUUAUGUAAGUAAAAAAAAGGAAAAAAAAAAAGAAAAUUCUUUUAAGGAAAAGUACUGUUUAUUGUUUGUUACUUACCACUACAUCGGUAUAAAUUCCUAUUAGAUCAUGUGUAUAUAUACAAAAUUUAAUUUCUUCCUUUUGGCCAUUUCUGUGUUUUAUUCUUUUUUUCUGCACUCUUGGCUACUCUGAGUUAUUGUCUGUUAUCCCAUCCUCUUUCAGUCACUGUUUUCUGAUUUGUACUUGUCUGGAGACAGUAACUUUUGAAUAAAAAUCAACACAUUUCAA